AUGAGCGCCGCCGGGCCGCUGCCUUCACAUGCUACCAACGGUCACCCAAGUGGAUAUCCCCCCUCAAGAUCAGACACCCCAAAUAGCGCCGGCGAUCGCAAGUUCGCACACAUACAAGACCUCAAGAACGAGGCACUCACAGACUUCAGCCCCGCGCAGUCAAUAGGCUCGCUCUUUGAACGGGCCAACAGCGCGCUUCUCGCAGCCAAGAGGAACAUAGACUUUCGCCGUCCUGACCUGGCCUUUGUGGAGUACUUGCGAGCCUACGAGAUUGCUGUGGAAGUCAUUCCAAAGCACAGGGACUACAUACUAUUUGCACAUGAUCAGCACGGCGGGCAGAAAUUGCAGUUGUUGCAGCAGAAGAUCAAUUCCAUGAAUGAGCAGUUCGACGGCAUUAAAGGAAUCAUCGUGAACAACAAUAAACGAUUUGGAGUCCUUCCGAAGAGCCAGCAAUAUCAGCAGUCCCAGAAUGUGGGAGGUCAUGCUCGUGGAGACUCCGCGGGAGCCAUUGCAACGAAUGGCAAGGUGAAGCCAUCGCCUUCGCCGAAGCCUGAGAAGCUGCACGCACGCGCCGUAUCUCAUGCCAAUGUCGGUACGAAUGGUACAUCCUCGAGUCCGGGAGAUCCACUGGCGGAUCGAUUUGCCAAGUUGCGAUUGGGACAAGGCGAGACAUCCACGCGACCAAGCUCUAGGGGCUCAAGCACGUCGGUAAGCAGCGGUCCAUUGGCUAUGCCGUAUGCUGGUGACUAUCGCGGUAGCCUGGACGCAUCAUCAAGGAGCUCCUUCACCGCAGCAAGACCCCAGGGACCAAGAGGAAUGCCAGAGAGCAGCAUGGGUCCACCACCACUUCCGUCAAAACUUAUCAUCGGCACGGAAAUUGCAGCAGCCAUGCCCAAAGCACCAAGCCCGACAUACAGCCCUGCGCGGAACAUGCAAACUACUGGCAACAUAGCACCGCCGAGAUAUAGUGCGCGGAGCCUCGUAACUUCGAGCAGUAGGAUGUCAUCUCUUAUCCCGUCUUCCUCCGCUUCGGCCACCGCCCCGAACGGAUCUGGAGAUUACUUCGGCCAACCGACGAGCGACGGAGUGGCCACUCCUGGCGCUGUGCUGCGACGAAAGUCAGUUCAUAUGCCCAAGGAGACACGCCUCAGUGCAGAAAGACUAUAUGAUUACAUAGAGCGUUAUAGCGUUUUGCUCAUUGAUUUCAGAAAUCGCGAGGAGUUCGACCAGGGCCACAUCUUCACUAGGAAUAUUAUAUGCGUGGAGCCCAUGAUCACACAUCAGGGCAUGAGUGCCUCUGAACUAGCGGACAAGCUGGUUCUCUCACCAGACGAUGAACAGGACAUGUUUCAUCACCGUGAUCAGUACGACCUGGUCGUAUACUACGACAAUCAGACGCAAUCAGAGAGCUACCUCACAAGGCCAACGACAGACUCUGAAGCUCGUCUUCGAUGGCUGCACGAAGCAUUGUACGACUUCAAUCAGGACAGGCCUCUCCAAAGGCCUCCGAUCUUACUUAUUGGUGGAAUAUCUGCUUGGAUCGACUUGAUCGGGCACCAAGCUCUGAUGUCUACCAACACACAGCGAGCGAGGCAGGGACGUCCGAUUCAACGACGGGCUCCGCCGCCCAGCGGUCAACCACGCAUUCCAAAGCGCCGUCUCAGAGAGUAUAACCCAUUUGAUGCAGAGGAAGAACGCAAGUGGAGAGAGCGGGCGAACAGUGAAAGUGUGCCAGAGACGACUGCAUUCGUGCCUGGUAGCGAAGACGAGGCACUGGAUGGCAUCGAUGAGGAGCAGGCUCUGCCAGGAUUUCCUACCAUCGAGAGCUUUAAUGCGCGCUUUCCAGAUGCAGGUUCUCUUGGCCAACAGAGAUUCGGUGCGCCAGCUAGCCGUCCACCUCCUGAACGCCCUGCCAAAGUGCCUCAGUACCCAGCUGCCCCUGCGCCUUCGGUAUAUCCACCUGUGCCUGCGCGUCCUGCUCCGGCAGCCCCCCGAAUGAGCUACACCGGGGUUAGCGACCGCGCCGUCUCUCAGAACCAACCUGCGCCAAGAACAUCAAGCCAAUUGACGCCGUACAUCCCUCCGAAGUACAUGUCAAAUAACAUACGUCUGCCCAGGACCGGUCUCAUAAACUUUGGAAGCACUUGUUAUUUGAAUGCGACACUACAAGCGCUCUCGGCCACCACACCGCUAUCUAUCUUGUUUCUGGAUGACCAGUACCGGAAUCUUGUUCAAAAGGACAACUGGAAGGGCAGUCGAGGCCUACUUCCGGAUAUCUACUCCAACACCAUUCGAUCGCUCUGGAAAGGCGACGUCAACUGCAUCAAGCCCAGCACACUGUUCAACUUUGUUGGUCGUCUCAACAGUAUUUUCAAGGAUCCAGGCCAGCAGCAAGACGCACAAGAGUUCUUCAGCAUGAUCGUGGAUGUACUGCAUGAGGACUUUAACUCCAUGUGGGCACGCACCCCGUUGAGAGCGCUCACUGAGCAAGAGGAAGCCAAGCGCGAGCGCAUGCCCAAGACUGUCGUCGCUAAGACCGAAUGGGGUCGUUACACUCACCGGGAGAACUCCUUUUUGACCUCGCUCUUCUACGGCCAGCAAUCUUCGCGACUCCAAUGUCCCAAAUGCGGCAUGACCAGUACACAGUAUGAUGCUUGGGCACUCCUGCAAGUGGAGAUUCCCGAUUGUAAAGAGGCUAGACUUCAGGACUGUCUUCGACAACACUUUGGAGACGAGCUUCUGGACGAAGAAAACCAGUGGACCUGUCCGAAUUGCAAAGCGCCUCGAAGGGCGCGGAAGAAGCUCACCAUGACUCGUGCACCGCCAUUCUUAGUCAUUGGCCUGAAGCGCUUCAAGACGAAUCCACGAACUGGCGAUCAACGUAAGAUUCACACGGCUGUGAGAUUUCCACUCGUAGGCCUAGACAUAGAAGAGUUAGUCCUUCCACAACCAUCGCCGAAAGAGGUGCAAGAUAUCGCAGCGAGCUAUGGCCCAGACAUGCUGAAGGCCGAUUCUUCCCAGUCUCCUCCGUAUAUAUAUGAUGCAUACGCUGUGGUGCGUCAUAUGGGUGAGUCUACCAGGAGUGGACAUUACACCACGGCCGUGAAGGACCAGCAGAGGGGAUGCUGGCGGUACUUCAACGACACACAGGUCACGGAUUUCCAGCCCGAGAGUGAGAGUAGGAGCAAGGCUUUGGACAAUGAUCAGGCAUAUCUAGUCUUUUACAAGCGCAGGCAGGUGCAUGAGGUGAAUAAGAUUUGA
Messenger RNA from Lecanosticta acicola, 3261 nucleotides. The record is from the annotation of a GenBank genome assembly. NCBI's taxonomy places the organism in Eukaryota, Fungi, Ascomycota, Dothideomycetes, Mycosphaerellales, Mycosphaerellaceae.